Messenger RNA from Pangasianodon hypophthalmus (striped catfish), 3077 nucleotides. Its product is annotated as adenosine receptor A1. The coding region runs from base 584 to 1588 and encodes 334 amino acids. Gene Ontology annotation, cellular component: membrane; synapse; dendrite. The transcript is spliced from 3 exons. Lineage: Eukaryota; Metazoa; Chordata; Actinopteri; Siluriformes; Pangasiidae. Gene Ontology annotation, biological process: G protein-coupled adenosine receptor signaling pathway. The record is from RefSeq and is a predicted model, not a curated record. Gene Ontology annotation, molecular function: G protein-coupled adenosine receptor activity.
GACAACCAGAGGGUUGUAAAUUUUCUAAUAAUGUGCUAUUCUCCACCUAGGUGGAAUAUAAGUAUGCACCGUGAGACGAUUUGAUUGGUUCGGGAAAGCCGAAAUGAUCACGUGACCUGUGCGACCGAAAAGGGACCCGGCGCUUUAGAAGACAAGACUGAAGUCUCAUCGUGUGGGAAACGUGUCUCUGAGUCUGAGUCAGUUUCUCUGGAAAUUCACAUCGUGCUCUUUUCCGCGUUGCAGUCCACACAGAGCAUUCGCGUGUAUGCUUUAUUUGGAUUAGGUCAUGCGAUGGAUGCACUUGUGGAUCUUGUGAGGAACCGGGCUGCAGUAUGAGCAGGAUUGUUAUGGGAAUAAUGUGAUGGAUCUGUAUUUAUGGAGACCCUGAACCCGCUUGGAAUGAGUCAGCUGCGGGACUCGACAUCACACCCUGCCAUGGUUACGCACACGCAUUUUGGACACGCUGCUGCUCCACGGGCUUCUGGGGGUCAUUUUGCUUCCUCUCACCCCACUAUAAAGAAGUAAAGCACCGACCUGUGUGUUCUGAGAAUCCGUCCACCGUUCUCCAACUUACUCGGCGACGAUGAUGAAUGAAGAUCCUCCUCCUCUGCCUUACAUUGGGAUGGAAGUAGUGAUCGCUCUCGCCUCCGUCUUAGGGAACGUGAUGGUGGUUUGGGCGGUGAAGAUAAACCGCUCGUUACGGGACACCACUUUUUACUUCGUGGUCAGCUUGGCUCUGGCAGACAUCGCAGUCGGGGCUCUUGUCAUUCCCUUGGCCAUAACGAUCAGCUACGGACUGAAGACGCACUUUUACAGCUGUCUGAUGGUCGCCUGCAUUAUGCUCGUUCUCACUCAGAGCUCCAUCCUUGCUCUCCUCGCCAUCGCUAUUGACCGCUACCUGAGGGUCAAGAUCCCGCUCAGCUACAAGCAAGUAGUGACGCCGAAACGAGCUGGGACAGCGGUGAUAGCAUGCUGGCUGGUGGCCCUCAUCGUUGGCUUAACUCCCAUGUUAGGCUGGAACAACCUGGAGAAACUCAACCAAACCAACAACUCUCAGGGACCCAACCCCACUGUCACCUGUAAGUUUGAGAAAGUUGUCAGCAUGGAGUAUAUGGUCUACUUCAACUUUUUUGGCUGGGUGCUGCCCCCUCUUGUCCUCAUGCUUGUCAUAUACUUUGAGAUUUUCUACAUGAUCCACAAGCAGCUCAAUAAGAAGAUCAAUAAGGGGGCCAGCCAAGCUGAUCCCAGCCGUUAUUAUGGAAAAGAACUCAGACUGGCCAAAUCUCUAGCUCUGGUGCUUUUUUUCUUUGCCAUUAGCUGGUUACCGCUGCACAUCCUGAACUGCAUAACUCUAUUUUGCCCCAAUUCUAAAACUAACAUCAUUAUCUAUGUGGCUAUCUUGCUUAGUCAUGGCAACUCAGCCGUCAACCCGGUCAUAUAUGCCUUCCGCAUCAAGAAAUUCCGUACUGCCUUCAUCAAGAUCUGGGAGCAGUAUGUGUGCUGCAAGAAAGUGAACCAUUUGGCUGGUAAAGCCGCCCGACGAAGGGAGAGUCUGGAGAAGAAGAUGCGACGAAAUAAUCGCAUUUGACUAAGCUAGAACAUCGCACAUAACUGCAUUAACAUUUAACAUCCAGGUCUGAGAUCCUGUGAUGUCUUUACUCAUAUUUCCUCUUAUGAGGACAUUGAUGAAGAUGAAGCAGCAUUCUGUCUGAAAGUGUGAUGGAAAUAUUCACAAAAAAGUGCCAUGCUCCAUCUGCAGAGGUCCAUUAAUUAUGACAGCUGCUUGUGUUAGUGGAAAAGCUACAUGGUGUAUAGCACUGGCAUCUGCUGAUCGUGUUUGUCUAUGAUUUCCCCAGUUUUAAAUGAGAUUUGCAGGCUUUAUAACAUCACAUUUAAAGUGCUUAUAGCCACAUCAGGCCUUGCGCAGACCAGGCAAUGGCCCUGUCUUUAAUCUUCUUCAAAGUGAAUGGCACUGCAGCAUUAAUAGUGAAGGGGAAGAAUGUACAUGUAUGAUUUUGGAUGAGGAAGGGCAAAUUUACGUUGAUAAAAUGCAAAUCAAGUCAUAACUCCUUUGCUGUCAAGAAUAAGACUUCAGUAAUAUUUUACCAUUUUGAUUUUAUUGUUUUUACAAGUUUAACCUACUUCACUUGUGUUACAGUUGUGUCUAAAGUAACCACCAGAAGAUUACUGUGAGCUUUUGAAAUAUGAUGAUCUCUUCAAGGUAUGCUUAUGCUCAUAAUAGUGCUUAAGUGUAGACCAUCCACAAAAGGUUUGUUAUCUACAAUACUUUGAGCAAAAGAACAUAAAAUAAGUGUUCCAUAACAGGCAAGACAUAAUCAUGAAUUAUUCCGGUUUGAAACAUACUAAUAAAGUCCUGAUAGUGUUUUUAGUGAUACCUCUGACACUGUGAUGCUUAACCUCCAAGGAUCAUCUCCUUGCAACACUUCUGUAUUUCUUUCCUAUGAUAUCAAAUGAUAUUUGCUAUCACAGAAAAUGUUUUUCAGUUAACACAUCUUUCUGAGCUGCUUCUUGAGAAACAACAUUAAUUCUGCUACAUACUCUCCAAGUAGAAUUAAUCUAAUCAUAUCUGUAGUUAUAACAAAAUCCCCCCUUAAACAUCUGUGUACAUACGUGUCAAGAUGAUUAUCUUAAAAUGCAGCACUGCUGAGAAAGCCACAGCUAUUUUAAGAUAGCUGAUCGGAAGAGACCGUGACAACCAUUUGUGCAAACUGCUGAUGUUCAUAUAAUGUUCCUUUCCUCUGAUGGCAACAGUUUUGGUUUUUGGUUUUGCAUUGUACAUAGGGUGAGGUCAGAGUUUUGGCAGGUCCUCAACUCUGCAAGUGUAUAGAAUAAUCACCUCUUUAAAUUUUGCUUUUCUGUUAUACACCCAGUUUCUUUUUAGCCCUCAGUGCUGUGUCUGGGCAGAUGUUUUUUUUUUUGUUUUUUUUUUUUGUUUUUUUUGUUUUUAAUUCAUAUGGGUCAAGGUUAUGCCCAGAUAACACUUUGUCUUGUGACUUCAACGCAUUCUUAAAGUUAAAUCAUAUUAAUAUGAUUAAUAAAUGUUCCAUAUAAUUAUC